AAACAUGCUCGUCCUACCCUGUUCCCAAUCACCCUAAGCCUGCCCUCACGCCACUCUUGCGAAUACUAGUUGGUUUGCCAAGAUGGCUGGCACAGGAAUGCACCCUUACCACCGGCAAUGGAUGCCGGCCCCGGGCCUUCCGCCUCCUCCCGCCGCUUCACCUUCCCAUUCACACCCUCACCCUCCGCCCAUCCUCUCACCGUUAGACGAGGUACGGACUAUAUUUAUAUCGGGAUUACCGGAGGACGCGAAGGAGAGAGAGUUGCAGAAUUUGUUGAGGUGGUUGCCGGGGUAUGAGGCUUCUCAGGUUAAUUUUAAAGGAGAACAUCCGAUGGGUUUCGCACUUUUUGCUACUGCGCAGCAUGCUCUUGCUGCCAAGGAUGCCCUUCAGGAUAUGGUUUUUGAUACGGAGUCAAAAUCAGUAUUGCACACUGAGAUGGCAAAGAAGAAUCUUUUCGUAAAAAGGGGAAUAGUUUCUGAUUCAAAUACUUAUGACCAAAGUAAACGGAUGCGAACUGGCGAUGAUUAUACACAUACUGGCUAUUCAAGUCCAUCUCCUUUCCAUCCUCCUACUGCGCCUGUUUGGGCACCUCAUGGGUAUAUGGCACCAGCACCUCCUCCUUAUGAUCCAUAUGGGGUUUACACCGUUCCUCCAGUGCCGAUGCCUGCUCCAGCUCCUCGACCAGCACCAAGCAGUUACGCACCUAUUCAGAAUACCAAAGACAACCCUCCUUGCAAUACUCUAUUUAUUGGCAAUCUUGGGAAGAAUAUUAACGAGGAGGAGCUGAGGGGCCUAUUCAGCGUGCAACCUGGUUAUAAGCAGAUGAAGAUUAUAAGACAGGAAAGACAUACUGUUUGCUUCAUUGAGUUUGAAGAUCUGAAUAGUGCCACCAAUGUACACCACAGCUUGCAGGGUGCCAUUAUACCCAGUUCUGGUUCUGUUGGCAUGCGUAUUCAAUAUUCAAAGAAUCCGUUUGGGAAGAGGAAGGACUCCAACUACCCAGGUGUUUCCCCCGCGAUGAACGGAGCACCACCACCAAUGACCUACCAGUAGCUAGAAGGGGAUGUAUUCUGUUCUCUAUGCUCUGACAAAUGCAAACCCACUGCAUGAUAGGAUGCACGAUGCAUCCAUUUCUUCAUCAAUGAUGCAUCCAUUUCAUCAUCAAGUCAUUAGCAUUAGCAUCUACUCAUGUAUUGUUGCACUCAGUGAAGUCUUGAAACAUGCUGUUGGUUCAUGUUAUACUCAGAUCUUUAAAAACAUGCACUCAAGGCACUGCCUUAUUCUGAUGGUUUGCUAACCUAUCACAUGUAAUUCUGUUCAAAUUUUGUUCUUUUCUACCUUGUUUGAUAUCAGGACCCUAGAAAGAAAACGACAAUUAUACCCAAUACUCAUUUCAUCGCAUAUCAAUAAGAAAACUGAUACUUUUAUUUCA
Olea europaea var. sylvestris is the source of this 1433-nucleotide messenger RNA. RefSeq names its product U1 small nuclear ribonucleoprotein A-like. Gene Ontology annotation, molecular function: mRNA binding. Lineage: Eukaryota; Viridiplantae; Streptophyta; Magnoliopsida; Lamiales; Oleaceae. The coding region runs from base 83 to 1054 and encodes 323 amino acids. The transcript is spliced from 9 exons. The record is from RefSeq and is a predicted model, not a curated record.